This is a messenger RNA of Microbotryum saponariae, 2617 nucleotides long. NCBI's taxonomy places the organism in Eukaryota, Fungi, Basidiomycota, Microbotryomycetes, Microbotryales, Microbotryaceae. The record is from the annotation of a GenBank genome assembly.
AUGGAACAUCGGCAUUCGAUCGCCAUGCUACCUCGAACCACCAAAUUGUCGUCGCCGCGCAUGCUCGAAGAGGAGCAGUUCUAUUCGUCGUCCGAGCUAGCGUUCGGGGCGGACUCCGACGGCGACGAGCGCGACGACGAGCGGCCACCGACGUCCAAACUGAGCGUCUACGACUCGACCCACGACCACGAAACCACUCCCAGCCUGGGCGAUUCACUUCGGAGGUCACACCGGAGCACCGGCAACGGCAUGAGCAUGAGCACCAGCUACAAGAUCUCUCAACAACUCCGGAGCCCGCCGCGGCUACUCUACGUCGUGGUCGUCUUGACAGUCCUGUUGAUCUACUGCAUCUGGCGCAACCCAAAAUUGACCCACCAGCUGCCGCGCAACUCACUCUUCGGCCACGAGCAGCAUCCCGUGUUGGCACCGCUCGACGACUCGGACCUCGAGGUAGCCCACUAUGAGCCACCACCACCUGUACCAGCGGCUGAAUCGAUCCAGGCGGGCAAGAACAGGGAGGCCGCCGAGGAGGCUGUCCAAACCAUGAUGAACAGCUACGUCUGGCAACUCAAGCCGGUGCAUGUGAGUUUGUCGAAUAUGCUGAAGACGUUGAGCAAGGUAAGUCGUUUUUCUGAGGAGGUUAUCCCUGCGCGAACACGCUUGCGCCAGGUACUGACCCAGUCGGUGUCGCGCGCGGACCCUCGUCUGCACAGGAGGAUCUGCGGGUACGGCAAUGGUUGAUCGAGACGCGACCUGUUUCGAUGGCUGGGACUCCGGUGGGAUUGGCGAGCUCGAGCUCGUCACCGAGAAUACGCGAAGGUCCCGCGAUGGCUAGGAUCGGCAGCGGCCCCGGCAAAUAUAUGGCAGGUGCUCGAGACAAGUCAGUCAACUCCAGCUCUCGACGGCGUUCCUUUUUACGCAAAACUUACCCCAGUACUGCCUUCUCUCUCCGAACUAUCUCUUGAUGACCGUGCAGGUACGACGAUCUUGUGCGAGAGUACGAAACGGGACGACCCAGCACGGGGUGCCCUUCGAUGCCGUGGGCCAGAAACUACACGAUCCUUCACAACGCGAUCUUGCAAGGAAAGAAACCUGUCAAAGUCUUCCAAGCGACAUGUCCGGCCACCGCAAGCUGUGGCGGGAUAGCCGAUCGGUUCGUAAACCCGUAUUUUGUUCGGCGGAGGCAAUGCCAGAGUUGACUUGCACAGGCUGACCUGCUCUCCUCUCUUUUGCACAGAUCGCUUGGACUCUUCACAUCAUUCCUGUACGCCAUCCUUACCGAUCGAGCCUUCUUCAUCGAGUGGGAUAAUUGGCCGUUCGAGCUCCUCGCCGACGCCGUGCACAUCGACUGGAGUCAGCCAACCGACAUGCAGACAGGUCUGGCACGUCACCCCAAGAUGGGCGUCACGAAAUCGCGUAUCUUGCUGCCCAUGAUCGACCUGCCGGAUGACUACGUCGAUGCCUUCCUUAUCAUGCGGAUUUGGUCUCAUAUGCGAGAUCACCCAUUCUGGAUCCGGGUAAGCUUUGCUCGAUCCCAGUCCCGAUUAAAUUGCAGUCCCCGGGGAGACGUGUUCCUGACCAUCCCGGCACUCCGCUCUCUGACAGUUCUGGACGAACCGUGGUGCGGUGUUCAGAUCGUUCAACUAUGGAGGAGUGUCGGACGUCUUGAAAGAGAAGGGAUUGGUGCGCUCUUCAGCGUACGCGUGCUUGUCCGAGUACCUAUUCCGACCCAAGGCGAAUGCGUUGCGCUUCAUGGUUCAAUACACGUCACUGUUCGCGCUUCCCUCCGUGUUUUCGGUCGCCUUGCAGAUCCGCACGGGUGAUCAAAGCAUGGUAAGCACGAAGGAUGGCGUUGCUGGGUACGAAGCGGACUCGCUAACGUUUGGCUUUUAAACGCGCAAUAGGAAUUCGCAAAAAACGAUCAUUCGGACGCAGCAUCGCAUCGAGCCUUUUUCGAAUGCGCCGAAAAGGUUUCCGCUCGACUAGCGCGACCCGAUCAAAAGAUCGUCUAUUACCUCGUAUCCGAUUCGGAGGCGCUUAAGCGUGCCGCCCUCAACCAGUACGGUGACCGGGUGAUCCUGAGUGGACUCAGCGCCGCCCAUCCCGAAAUCGCGGCGGAGGAUCUCGAUCCAGUCGAAGAGAAGAAACGAGUGCUCGACGGAGCGAGCGAGGCGUUGAUUGAGGGAUGGCUUUUAGGGAGUGAGUACACGUAUCGCCUCUUUUUUUGGUCUUAACGGCCGAGGGCAAUUGCUGAUCUGUAGGAUUGUCGAUCAUUCCUGCGCUACAGAAACCGACUUUCAAAUCUUGUCCACCGACAGUGGGUUUGGCAAGAUUCGUGAGUCAAGUCGUGCACGAGCGAUACCACGGGGUGGCAGAGCCACUGCUAAUCCGCGCCUGUUUUCUUGGUUGUACAGCGGUUUGGUCAGCCGGAAAGGAGGGGCGAACAAUACAAAUGCCCAAGACAGAGACUGGCAUCGACUGCUCUAGUCCAGAUGCGUACGUGGAUACUAGAAUCCCGGGCUCAUCUGUAUGCGAACGCUCACCUUAUUCCCAUCUCUCUUCAUUCGUUGGUCCAUGUAGCAUUGCAAGCUUCGACAAGAUGGCAGCUUCAUGGUAG